CUUCCUGACCCCUGGCCCUUCCUCCUCUCCCGCCUCCUUUGCUUGUGGCGCUGCGGCUCGCAGAGGAACUCCAGGCACGGUGAUGGGGUCCCGGGCCUCCUCGUUAUUGCGGGACGAAGAGCUUGAGGAGAUUAAGAAGGAGACUGGCUUUUCCCACAGUCAGAUUACUCGCCUGUACAGCCGGUUCACCAGCCUGGACAAAGGAGAGAACGGGACUCUCAGCCGGGAAGAUUUCCAGAGGAUUCCAGAACUUGCCAUCAACCCCUUGGGAGACAGAAUCAUCAAUGCCUUCUUUUCAGAGGGAGAGGACCAGGUAAACUUCCGUGGAUUCAUGAGAACUCUGGCUCAUUUCCGACCCAUUGAGGAUAAUGAAAAGAGCAAAGAUGUGAAUGGACCAGAACCACUCAACAGCCGAAGCAACAAACUGCACUUUGCUUUCAGACUAUAUGAUUUGGAUAAAGAUGACAAGAUCUCCCGUGAUGAGCUGUUGCAGGUCCUACGCAUGAUGGUUGGAGUAAAUAUCUCAGAUGAGCAGCUGGGCAGCAUCGCAGACAGGACAAUCCAGGAAGCUGAUUAGGAUGGGGACAGUGCCAUAUCUUUCACAGAAUUUGUUAAGGUUUUGGAGAAGGUGGAUGUUGAACAGAAAAUGAGUAUCCGAUUUCUUCACUAAAAGGGCAGAGACACAUUGUCCUUGCUUUCUAGUAUUUAAGAACUGGAACCUAAGCAUCCUCUUCUUCUCCAGCCCCACCCACCUCACCUUAUUAUCUCCUUCCUCCCAGGGUAUGGCUCUUGCAUGACAGCCCCAAAUCUCUUCUGUCCACAUAAACCUACCUUUGGUGUACAAACAGGGUGUUACAGAGUGGUGCCCUCAGUCCAUGUCUGUUCAGGAUCCAUC
This is a messenger RNA of Jaculus jaculus (lesser Egyptian jerboa), 895 nucleotides long. RefSeq names its product calcineurin B homologous protein 1. NCBI's taxonomy places the organism in Eukaryota, Metazoa, Chordata, Mammalia, Rodentia, Dipodidae. The record is from RefSeq and is a predicted model, not a curated record. The transcript has a single exon. Gene Ontology annotation, molecular function: calcium ion binding. Bases 83 to 577 code for a protein of 164 amino acids.